AUCCAGCAGGUGCUGAAGCCUGACGGGGUGUUCAUCGGGGCGAUGGUCGGCGGGGAGACCCUGUACGAGCUGCGCUGCGCCCUCCAGCUGGCCGAAACGGAGAGGGAGGGAGGGUUCUCCCCCCACAUCUCCCCCUACACCGCCGUCACCGACCUGGGUAACCUGCUGGGCCAGGCCGGCUUCACCAUGCUCACUGUGGACAUUGAUGAAGUUCAGGUUCACUAUCCAGGAAUCAUUGAAGUCAUGACGGAUUUACAAGGUAUGGGCGAGAGUAACUGUGCGUGGAACAGGAGACCGCUGCUGCACAGAGACACCGUUUUAGCCGCCGCCGCCGUGUAUAAAGAGAUGUACGGUGACGAGGACGGGUCCAUCCCUGCCACCUUUGACAUCCUCUACAUGAUUGGCUGGAAGCCUCAUGAGUCACAGAGCAAACCAGCGAAGCGCGGCUCGGCCACCGCGUCGUUUGGAGAUUUAUCGAAGAUCGGACAGACGAGCAACGCGAAGAAGUCGUAGAAUCACCUGAGGCCGUAAAACAGCUGACUGACUUCAGAGUGUACAUGCUAUAUUUUAUUUAAGCUAGCUCGUGUUGAACUGUUGAUGUGUGGAGUAAAGUUAUGUGAAACAGCAAA
This is a messenger RNA of Labrus bergylta (ballan wrasse), 629 nucleotides long. The record is from RefSeq and is a predicted model, not a curated record. Lineage: Eukaryota; Metazoa; Chordata; Actinopteri; Labriformes; Labridae.